This is a messenger RNA of Bursaphelenchus xylophilus (pine wood nematode), 2509 nucleotides long. NCBI's taxonomy places the organism in Eukaryota, Metazoa, Nematoda, Chromadorea, Rhabditida, Aphelenchoididae. The record is from the annotation of a GenBank genome assembly.
AUGAAUAACAAUACAGGUAAGAGAUCUCUGUAACCUCUCUGACUAUCCUUUAAUAGACUCUUUUCUUGCAUCACAGUGGCCUCGAUGUAUCGGAAAUUUAACCGUCGAGUGUUGGUUUGGGUGGUCUCACCGUUUUAUUGGGACCACUCAAACUUUAUCUAAGACUUCUCAAACUUUAAUUGUGACAAGUGAACCUAUGCGGUUGCCCACAAAAAGUGAAUCCCCCUCUUCUACAAAGUCUGUACCUCAGAGCUCUUUUACAACGAAUAAGCCUUCUCAAACUUCGUCUAUAAAGACUUCUUCGAUUUCAUCUACAACAAUAACGCCUCUAAUUUUACCCACAACAACCAAAUUUUCUUCAAUUUUAUCUUCGAGAACUUCUCAAACUGUAUUCACGACAACCAAAACUCCCCAAACGUCUGCAAAAUCGUCUCAAAUUUUGAAUACCAAACCUGAAUUUCUUCAAACGUCACCUAAAACAACCCAAUCUAUGUUGUCUACAACAACUGAAUCUAUUAUCUUAACUUCAGCUCCAAAAACCCCCUGCACUUCCAAUUCAUCCCGCUUUGACUGGUUUCCUUGGAGCCGGAUCUCAAAGCAGACCGAAAGCACAACUCCAUCUACAAUAUUCACAACCAGAGUAACAACUAACCAGCCGAGCACCAAUCAGCCGAUUUCUCAGCCCAAUCCGUCUACAUCCAGGCUUGUUACAUCGACAACAGUUGCAGUGAGAAAAUCUGAACAGACAACGAAAGUUACCUUUCCUACAUUAGAUCCCGAUAAUAUUACAAGAAGAAGACCUCGGGAUUUGAGCAAUGAGCUUAAUGAUACGAGCUCAUCUAGCAGUACAUCAAAAACAACAAGCUCUAGUCCUACAACGUCCACUCCAAGCAGUACCACUACCUCAACUACGACCACAACAGCAGUAUCUAGCAGUUCUGGUGGCCGCUCGGCUUCCUCAUCAAGUUCAACCAGUACAAUCACGACAACAACAACCUUUAGAUUCUCCAGUCACAGUGGCAUUUCGAUACCAUCUUCCUCAACUGCAAGUUCAUCGUCCUCAUCAACUACAACGGCACAAUCGAGCUCUGGAAUAGCAAGUUCAUCGACUUCUAGAUCAUCUACCGUAACCCAAUCAAGAUCCAGUCAAUCCAGUCAGUCUUCAAGUUCGAUUGCAUCAACCUCAAGGGCAACAGAAACAUCAAGGUCUUCGAUUCCUGCAAGCUCAACCACAAUCCACUCAAGCAGUUGGUCAUCAACUCGACUCUCUUCGUCCUCUACUCACAUAGCAAGCAGUUCAAGAAGCACCAAUUUGGCAAACAAUGUGACUGUCCCUACUCCACCAAUUAACCAAACAAUUGGUCCAGCUGGAACAAGUCCUUCUAUUCCAUCAUCCGUAACUUUUACCAAUAAGGCGAGCUCUUUUCGAUCACAAAAUCAAACUAUCGGACCUGGAGGAACAAGUCAAGCAGGAAUCUCUGGGAAUGUUUCCUUCGCAACAACUACUCCUAAAGGAAUCAUAUUGGCGUCAUCCACACCCGCGUCCAGUUCAACCACUGUUUCAUCGAUUGUUCAGACUACAACUUCUAAUAUAAACUCUAAGAAGUCAGCAAUAUGUUCUGCGUUGAGUAACUUGGAGAACUCAAAUACCAUCUCCCUUUCAGCAGUGACGAGUAUUCUUUCCCAGUACAAUGUAACCCUGGAUGAUGCUUUAAAUGCACUCAACCUUAGUUUAGCUCAGAUCAGCAAAAUGAGUGUCUCUGAGAUCAUUGAUAAUGCCACGGCAUCUUGCCAAGGAUACGGUAAGUACUGCGUUUUACAAUUAGAUACUAAACCAUUUACAGUAAGCAGUGUGAUUACUCUCCGGACAAGACAAACAACCAAUAGAGUGAGCGGGACCACAUAUAAUGGAGUGACUUAUGACAACGGGGAUGGUAAUAGCAAUAACAACUCGGUUGGGCCAAAUUAUGGAGGCGGAAGAACCCGAUCUUAUCAAAAUUAUAAUGGAAGUUCGGGUUAUGAUGAUGGUAAGCAGAAGAUAAAUACAGCAAUAUCUCUAUUUAUAGGAGGAGAUACCUUGAUAGUAGUCCCCAUCCCUGAUCGUUCGUAUUCCCAGCAGGAUAGAGAAGAUAGAGACAAUGAUAACGGGGGUAAAGACAGUGGGAUCAGUCCACCUAUUUAAUAUUGUUUUUAGAUUACUGGUACGACGGAACAACUUAUCAAUAUAAUCACAGAAUAUGGAGAUGGGUCCUCCUGGGAGUUUUCUGCGCUCUUAUUGUCGCUAUUGCAUUUGCACUGGUAAGCUGUUACAUUUCUAUCUUGUACGUGACCUCUGAUUCAGCUCUGCUUUGCCUGUUAUCGUCCUUACCGACCUUCAACAACGACAACAAUUGUAACUCCUCUCCCAGUCACCGAAAAGAUCUAUACCAGUAGUGGCCAUGUCGACGUUCCUCCAUUGCCGAUCAGCCCAAUGCCAGCCUAUUCAAACGCUGCUACCCUCAGACUUUAA